Messenger RNA from Protopolystoma xenopodis, 543 nucleotides. The record is from the annotation of a GenBank genome assembly. NCBI's taxonomy places the organism in Eukaryota, Metazoa, Platyhelminthes, Monogenea, Polystomatidea, Polystomatidae.
AGUCCGAACGACCUCACGUCGUCGUCGUCGUCGUCCCGGUGGCCGAUUGGCACGGUAACAAAGCUGCAGCCUCGUCUCUCCUCGGGUCUGCGCCCAUGCACUGCCUGCCGUGAUUGGGCUUCUCGCCCCGGCGGUACUCUUCCGCGCAGCCGCGGCCCACCUCGGUCCCACGUCGCGCCAGGCCGCCAGCUACAAGUGAGCCGCGUUUUUACAGCUCCACGUCGGCUAGGCGAAAAUCAAUACGUGCUGACAGCCCAUUCAAACAAUCAAGCGCCGGCGGCCUUUCGUCUCGGAUGGGCGGAUGGGCGGAUGGGCGGAUGGGCGGGCGGCAGACACCGAGGCAUCCGGCAAAAGUGCAGCUCCUGCCAGGCCGGCUGGCACGUCGGUAUAGAGUCACAAACGCCUAGGUCUAUUCCGCUCGCCUGCACCAAUCAGAGGCGAGCUUGCCGCGCAAAUGUUCCGCCUUCGCGACUCCCCUCCUCUGAUUGGCUGGGCGCCGACAGUCACGAGGCCGUGCAGCUUACACCUGUGUCUUCCAUGUAA